This is a messenger RNA of Contarinia nasturtii (swede midge), 1132 nucleotides long. RefSeq names its product probable multidrug resistance-associated protein lethal(2)03659. NCBI's taxonomy places the organism in Eukaryota, Metazoa, Arthropoda, Insecta, Diptera, Cecidomyiidae. Gene Ontology annotation, biological process: transmembrane transport. Gene Ontology annotation, molecular function: ATP binding; ATPase-coupled transmembrane transporter activity; ATP hydrolysis activity. The coding region runs from base 89 to 988 and encodes 299 amino acids. The record is from RefSeq and is a predicted model, not a curated record. Gene Ontology annotation, cellular component: membrane. The transcript has 4 exons.
GACUGGAGAUCGAGUGGGGUUGGCAAUAUCACAGGUGCUCAGUCUACUGGGCAUAUUGCAAUAUGGAGUGAGAGGAAGUACCGAUGUUAUGAAUCAGCUAACUUCUGUGGAGCGUAUAUUAAAUUAUGGUCAAUUGGAGCCUGAACCACAGCCAGAAGUGCCACAAAAAGUCUCAUCAGAUUGGCCACCAAAAGGGAGGAUUGAAUUCAAACGUGUUUCAUAUCGUUAUUCGGCUGAUGAUGAACCAGUUUUACGCGGAUUGUCAUUCUCUGUGGCACCCAAAGAGAAAGUUAGUAUCGUCGGCAGAACAGGAGCUGGUAAGUCAUCAUUGAUCAGUUCGAUCUUUCGAUUGGCAAUCGUCGAUGGCGACAUACUUUUGGACGAAAUUAACACAUCGUCGGUUGAUUUGAAUGUAUUGAGAUCGAGAAUAUCGAUUAUACCCCAAGAGCCAACUCUUUUUUCGGGCACUUUGAGAAGGAAUUUGGAUCCAUUCGAAGAGUAUUCAGACGAUGAUAUUUGGAAUGCGCUUGAUAAUGUUGAGCUAAAGGAAUUUGUAUCGAAAAAUACCGGAUUGCAAAUGCCCGUUUUGGCUCACGGGCAGAAUUUAAGUACAGGCCAAAGACAAAUCUUAUGCUUGGCUCGAGCGAUCUUGAAGAAAAAUCGUAUCAUUAUCCUUGAUGAAGCGACAGCAAAUGUCGAUCUACAAACGGAUGAAAUGAUUCAAAAGACAAUGCGAGAGAAAUUUACUGGCGCAACAGUCAUAACAGUGGCUCAUCGACUCAAUACCGUUAUCGAUUCAGAUCGAGUAUUGGUUAUGGAUGAUGGCGUCGCAAUGGAAUUUGAUGCACCAUACCUAUUGAUGCAAAAAGAAGACGGAGCUUUUCGAAAUAUGGUUGAAGCACUUGGACAACAAGAAUACAAUCGUUUAUAUUCAAGAGCAAAAGAUACAUUUGAAAAAAAAGGCAAAACUAAUGUCAGAUGUGUUUAGCAAAUAAAAAUUGUGAAGUGUGAACUCAAAUACAAACACAAAAAAUGUUGGACAUUUCAACUUUAAGUUGUCAUUUACAUAACCUAGAUCUUUUCAGUGUAGUUUAAAUGUACCACAUCUGCAUAUUAACCAAGAAACCAUUGU